Molecule: messenger RNA, 3833 nt
Organism: Cydia fagiglandana
Lineage: Eukaryota; Metazoa; Arthropoda; Insecta; Lepidoptera; Tortricidae
Product: cyclic nucleotide-gated cation channel alpha-3
Exons: 12
Coding region: 2-2224 (740 amino acids)
Biological process (GO): monoatomic cation transmembrane transport
Cellular component (GO): plasma membrane; intracellular cyclic nucleotide activated cation channel complex
Molecular function (GO): intracellularly cGMP-activated cation channel activity; intracellularly cAMP-activated cation channel activity; cGMP binding
Source: RefSeq, a predicted model, not a curated record
GAUGACGUGCCGACUGGGGUCGAGGCGGCUGGGCGGGUCGCGCGGCUCGCUGCAGGCCGGCACCGCGUGCUCCGCCGCUAGCGAGCUGGACCUCUCCUCGCGCUCAAGACGCUCGCAGAAAGCUCGGUUGUUGUCUAGAUUAAAACUGCUGGGCGCCAGCGGCGAAGCGCCCCUGCUGAGCGGCUGGCGCAGCACGCCGCACACGCCGCACGCGCCGGCCACGCCCGCCCCCCACCACUCACACAACCACCUCGCUCCGCACUGCAACGGGACCGACAGUGGCAGCAGAGCCGGCCUGCGCCGGCGCUCCACGUACACGAGCGGGCGGCUGCGCACGGGCCCGCACUGGUCCUUCGUGUUCGACCCCGCCGGCCGGCUGUGCUACUACUGGUCGAUGGUCGUGUCGCUCGCCUUCCUCUACAAUCUUUGGGUUAUCGUCUACAGGUUCGCCUUCCAGGAGAUCAACGGGGAAACGUUGGUGGUGUGGUUUUGCCUCGACUACUUCUCAGACUUCCUGUACCUGGCCGACAUCCUGUUCCACUUCCGCACGGGCUACCUGGAGGACGGCGUGCUGCAGACGGACGCCGCCAAGCUGCGCGCGCACUACAUGAACUCCACCACCUUCUACAUCGACUGUCUCUGCCUCCUGCCGCUCGACUUCCUCUACCUCUCCAUCGGAUUCAACUCCAUCUUGCGCUCUUUCCGCCUAGUCAAGAUCUAUCGGUUCUGGGCUUUCAUGGACCGCACCGAAAGACAUACGAACUAUCCAAAUUUAUUUAGGUCGACCAGUUUAAUACAUUACUUACUAGUGAUAUUUCAUUGGAACGGGUGCUUGUACCAUAUAAUAUAUAAAAACAAUGGAUUCGGGAGUAAAAACUGGGUGUAUCAUGACACUGAAACGGCGGAUGUGGUGAAACAAUAUCUUCAAAGUUACUAUUGGUGCACGUUGGCGCUCACUACGAUAGGAGACUUGCCGCGGCCCCGCAGCAAAGGCGAGUACGUGUUCGUAAUCGCGCAACUGCUGUUCGGGCUGCUGCUGUUCGCCACCGUGCUGGGCCACGUCGCCAACAUUGUCACCUCGGUCAGCACGGCCAGGAAGGAGUUUCAGGCCAAACUGGAUGGCGUGAAGACGUACAUGCGGAUGCGGCGGGUGCCGACUCACCUGCAGGUCAAGGUCAUCAAGUGGUUCGAUUACCUCUGGCUUACGCAGAAGUGUUCUGACGAAGAGAAGGCGGUCUCGUGUCUUCCAGACAAGCUCAAGGCGGAGAUUGCAAUAAAUGUUCAUUUGGACACGUUGAAGAGGGUGGAAAUUUUUCAAAAUACAGAAGCAGGAUUCCUUUGCGAGUUAGUGCUGCGAUUAAGACCGGUGCUAUUUUCGCCAGGAGAUUUCAUCUGCAGGAAAGGGGAAGUAGGAAAAGAGAUGUACAUAGUAAACCGAGGGAAGCUGCAGGUGGUAGGAGAUAACGGAAAGACCGUAUUGGCUACACUCAAGGCGGGUUCUUAUUUUGGCGAAAUUUCCAUUCUGAACAUGGGCACAGCAGGCAACCGGCGGACAGCAUCGGUGCGCUCCGUGGGCUACUCGGAUCUGUUCGUGCUCAGCAAGAAGGACAUGUGGGACGUGCUCAAGGAGUAUCCUGCAGCGCGAGUGCGCCUCGAAGCGAUAGCCGUCAAGAGACUUGAGAAAUACAAGAAAGCGCCGCUAGAAAAAGUGGCAAUGGGUCGCUGCCAGUCGACGCCCGGCCUCGUGGAGACGAGCGGGCGCGUGCCCAUCGAGGAGAUGCAGCUGCCCGCUGCGCACGCAGCGCCCCCGCUGCACUCCUCACACCCGCCUUCCUACCGGGACCAGCUUUAUAGUUCGUCAGUAAGUCCUCUACGUGUAGCAUCUCCUGUGGCUUCUUGCGCGUCAAGCGCUCGGAGCAGCGCGGCCGGCGCGGGCAGCAUGGCCGUCGCCGCCGUGGCAGCCGCCGCCGCCGCCGCCGCGGCCGGCUCCGGCGCCGGCCCGCGCGUCAUGCUCGACUCACAUGACGUGUUAGAAUGUGAAAUCAAGCGUCUUCGGGAACGCCUACACACUGUCGAGACUGAAAACGCCGCCAUGUCGGCGAAACUCAGUCAGCAGCAGUGGGAAGUAGAUCAGAGGCUACAGGAGAUCGAAAUGCAAAUAUGUGGCGGUAGCUCGCUGAGCUCCCAAGAGGAGAAUGAGCGGAACCGUGAAAGCAUCAUUUAACAGCGCGCCUCGCCCCCGGCUGCGGCCCCGCGGCCGCUGCCGCCUCGGCCCGUGUUGCGGCUGUCUGCCGUCUUCUGACCUGCCCGAGCGCAGAGCCUGCGUCGCGUCGUCGGUGCGUGACCGAGUGCGCCGUCGCAACGCCCUCACGUCAUGCACCCGUUCGACGUCACUGAGUGUUAUCGAUCCUCCGAGUACUUUCUGAGAACUUCCUUUGUUACGACGAAUGAUUGCAAUGUGGUUUUACAAUGGAUAAAAUAAAUGUUAUAAUAUUUAAUACGAAUUAACUUUAUCAAAUUUAUACAUAUACGUAGUAUAACGACUCGCUACUGUUUGUCGAGUGACCGUGGAGUGAGAUUAUGCCGAGACAAUAUCGUAAUGUAAAGUCAUUUAAGUGCAUCGAGAUGUGUCGAGUGCUGGAGAGAGUGGGAGCGGUGAGUGCGCUCCGGUUUUCAGUUUCGAGUUAUUUUCACGCAAGGCGUACUUCUUUCUGGAUGGACGUUGAUACGAAUUAUUUUCUUUCUAAGUCAAUCUAUGUCGUGCAUACCUCGUGUCUAUAUGUUAACGACCUUUGUUUUAAUACAUAAAUAAGAUAAGAGUAAGGAAUAAAUUAUUAUAUACAUACAUAUAUAUCUAUUGAAAUUAUAAUGUUUUAUUUGUUUUUGCAGGUGUUAUUAUUCACAAAAUAAUUACGUCUCGAAUUUGAAAUUACAUUUUGAACAAAUUGAACGUUACGUUAAGCAUAUUUAUCAUUAUUCAAAUGAUUAUUACUGAGUAACUAACAAAGGAACUAAACUAAUAAGUUAAGAGUUUUGUUACUUCAUACAUAGAAGAUGGAUGAUAUUACCUAUCCAUUAUAUCUGAGCUUUAAUUAUAAUAAACUCCGUAAGACUUUACCAUGUUCUCAGAACCAUUUAUAGACGCGUUGAUUCCAUACACCACUCUGUCAUGUAUAACGUACAUUGUAUAAUGUAGAUUGUACAUAACUAUGUACUUGCGGUGGCUCCGUGCCGUAAAUAAAGCAGCCGACUCUUAAUAGUAAAGGUCACGUGGUUUAAGAGGAACAUAGUUUAUUUUACUUGAAGCAAGAUCCAAGUGUUUAAAACCUAUACAAGUGUUUCUUUUUCCCCCGGUGUUCCUCUUAUUCCACCGAAUCUUAUGUUUAUGUGUUCAUCUGAAAAAGAUACGGCUGUUUCAAUUACGGCGAUAAAGGUGGUUAAAUUUAUACACGUAUAGUGUACCUUCUGGUGUCUGGAUAGCAUUUUCAUUGAUUACCCAUGUAUAUAUAAUUGAAUUUCUUAAGUAAUUAACGCCGGUAACUCGGAGUGAUGAAAUCGACCAUAGUAUACCUAUUGUAUUACCUAUGUUCGUGAACGAAGUGAGUACUACCUACCUAACGAGUAAGAAACUUAGCUGUAAAUGAAUAAGUACAUCACUUUGGGAACUUCAGAUGAUCAGUACCUACCUACUGCCAGACAUAACUAGAAACUUGUAGCUAAGUAAGAAGUUUUAAUGUAAAAUACUACCUAUACCAUACCAAUUAACUGAAAGACGUUUUGUACUUAUACUUAUACUUUCUAUGAUAUUUAUAAUUAUGUUUAACAUGAUCGUU